UGAUUCUUGUAGUCACUGAGGCAAGCCCUUAACCGCUCGAUCAAUCGUCCCCGCGUGCAUGUUUUAGUGGGUACGGUAUAUACCUUGUGGUACGUGCGUGUGUCUCCAGCGGCGGUGCUGUUUCAUCGAGCGUUUCGAGAUGUGACCAUAACCGGACGUGCCGCUGUCACAUCCUUUUCCAAUAGUCCUUGAAAGAAACUCUCGGUGUGGCUUAAUUUACGUCACCAUAUGGCAGGAGACGGGAAGCCAUUGACCUUGACUUUGGCUCGGCCAAAAGUCAUUCGUCAGUUCGGAGUUGCUGGCACUGGGCGAAGCCACGGGCCAAUGUCAUUAUUGAUUUGUCUCGACGAUUGGCAACUUGAAUUAUUAGGCGACUGGCGCAACGCUUAUAGAGUUGUAGUUUUAAAUGCUUUUGUGUGUUAGCACCGUUGCUAACCGGAGGGCGACCUCCUCACUGCAUUAAGUUUGCCCAAAAAUCCGGGAAUGGCCCAAACCGGAUUCAUCUCGACCUAAAAAAAAAUAAAUAUAUUUUUUUAGAAAAAUGAAGGAAAUGCUUAUAAAAUGAUGCUUGAAAAAAUAAAAAAAAAGAAAAGCGCGUCUGUCUGUGUGUGUGUGUGUGUGCAUAGUUGUAUACGUAUAUAUCAAAUCGCACCUGCUGCAUUUGGGGGAAAAUGGACAGAGUAGAAAAGCAAAAAGAAACAUGCAACGCUCAUAAAUCAGAUUUAAUGUCACUUUUUUAUACGUUCUAAAAACCCACCGGCUUUGGAUGGUGUCACGAGAUAGUAUAUACAACUUUUAAGAGAAGAUCCGUUCACGUCGACAGCUCCUUAGGACGAAAAGAAGAAGAAGAAGAAGAAAAAACAUACCGAGCGAACAUAACCGAUGGCAUGUGGCUCCAGCCUCUUGUGUGCCGUCCAGCGCCAGGUGGAAAUGAGCGACGAGGAGUAAGUGUACACACCCAACAAUAAUAGCGUCAUCGUUGUCCGUCGCCCGUUUUCCAUUUUCGCUCAUUUAUCAACGACACGCGGUCGCGAUAAUCCGACAUUAGUGUCGGCCAGAGGGGUUUCUUUUCGUCUCGCUAUGGCCGUUCAUAAACGUCAGAAACGAUCCGAGCUGAAUCAGAAACAGAUAAUACUGAGAAGAUAAAGAAACAAAACACACACACACACACAAAAAAGCGCAAAAAGCGAAGAAAAAGAUGAAAAAAAUGCUUUGGAUGGACGUACAGCGCGGAGAUAAGCGCACAGAGGGGGAAAUAAGAGACGCUUAUUAUAGCGCCAUGGUUGGUGUGUCCUCGCGUUGGCUACACUAAAAGACGUGACGUGUUGAAUGUUAAACUGGGGUGGCACGCGGACAACAAGCCAACGGCAAGCCCCAACGAGAUUAGAUCGCCGAAUUUGAAUUGUAUGAACUGACCGUCGAUCCGUCUUCUCUUAUUUCCAGCCACACAUACAAACACAGCAGACACAUAAAAAAAAGCAAGCUGCGUUCAAUUUGGAAAAGAUUUACAAGGCGAAGAUUAAUUCACAAGCGUUUCCAAUCCGAUCCGACGAGUCCUCUGAAUUUCUUUUUCGGUCAUUUACACCUUUUUUUUUUUUUUUACCUUUUCAGGACGUCAAAAGUAAACAUUUUCUUGUUGUUUUUUUUAACGCUUUUAUGGAUCGUAUAUAUUAUAAGGAAAGGUUUUCACAUUUUUUCGGAGGCGGAUUCCCAUUUCUUCUUUGUAUUUUCAUUUUUUUUUUUUUUAUCAAAUCUCAACUUUCUUAUUCUUCCGUUCAGGUAGGCCAAUAGAAAAAAAUAUAUAUAUAUAUACAAAAAAGGGAGAGAAAACAAGGAAAAACCUAGAGUGAAGUCGGGGCGAUAUGUCAGCGACCCAGAAGGCGAGGCUUGUUUAAUAUGUGCACCAUCAUCAUCGACGGGUAUUUUUUCUGGGAGGCCGAUGUUGCCUUCUACCGAGAUAUCAUGAUACGAACCUAUGGCCUGGGACAAUGUUUAAGCUUGCACGAGAAAUAGAAUGUAUUAGGCUUGCCAAUGUACGGCCAUUCGGAAAGAUUUGCGUUUGGGGCAGUCACAAUCGAGCAGCCCUUCUCUUCUCUAAUUCUUUUUUUACUUCUUGCCGUCACUCUCUCUAGUGAUUUGGGCCCCGAAACCUACUUUCGAAAUCGACUUGUAAGAUGAUGGAUUCUCUUUCUCGAGCCUCCUUCCCAUUUUGACCUAACCAACAGCUUUGGCCGUUGUUCCAUUCAGUUGACGGUCUUUUUACGAGUUUCCCCCUUUUUUCUUCAUUUGGAUAUACUACCAACCAGCCUCUCAUCUUUCCAUCAACAACAACAGCAACAACAAUAACAACAGUCAGCAAGCCACCUGAUGGAGUCAAAAGGAAGAGAACGAGACACAGAAUGGAAAAGAAAAAAAUUCCAAAUUGAAACUUGCUUAUCGCACCACUCUCAUCUGAAGUUGAAAGACUACCAGGUUGAACAUUAACCGUUGGACGGCCUAUCUAAACGUCACAUCUCUUAUACUACCAUUUUUCUCCUUUUUUUUUCCCAUUCUAUUUAUACGCCAUAUAUAAGCAACAUGUACAUCUUUCUACGAGCGUCCGUCAUUCAGUUGAUUUUUCAUUUUUUUUUAUUUAUUGUUUUUUUUUUGCUUAUUUUAAUUUUUCUUUUUAAAUAUUUAUGCGCCGUCAUGAGCGGCAGGUUGGUGCGUUGUGCUUCUCUUUUCAGCAUACAUUACCAGCAGCCGAUUGAUUGAAUUAUUCCUCUUCUACGGCGCGCCUACAUAACAACGGAUGAAUGGGGUAAUACCAGCGACGCCCUUCUAAAGUGAAUAGGAAAAAUAAUACCGAAAACAUUGAGAGAGUUGCAAAACUAUCAGCUCUUUUCGAUUGUGUUGUGGGAACUCUACCCGGAGAAAGGAAAAAGAAAAAUACGUAGCGCGAUAUGUACCAGGCACCGAACGCGCCCAUCAAGCAAUGCCCACGAUAACGUCUGAUAGGCGUGUCGUCUCCAAAAAGCACAUCGCUAUAACAUAUCAAAGAAAAAGGAAGAAAGCGAACCAAAAAUAAAAAUAAACAAAAAAGGGGGGAGGGGGAUAGAAGAUAUGUGUUAUAGACACGAAAAAAGGAGAAAGAAACAAGAGAGUCUAUAUAUAAUAUUUGAAACGACUCUGUUGGCUUCACAAAGUGACAUCAUUGAGAUAAUAGGACCGAGAGGUCAGACAUCCGCGAGAUCGGGUCGUUUUGUUUGUUAGUUAGAAAGCUGCUGGCCAUGGACUUGCUAUAUAACUCUACAGCCAUAGAGUUUUGUAAGGAGAGGUGGUUUCUCGUCUUUUGCCGCAUAGCACACACUGACAGUCAUCUAACCUAAAGAGCCAGACGAGAGAUAAAUGAUGAUUGGGACAGCUUAUUGUUCAACAAUGUGAAAGACGACGAGGGUCUAGGAAAGUUUGCUCUGUCUGCCUGCGAAAGAAAGGAUGAACGUUGACAGGAAUGACGAGAUUUAAAGAUGCAGACAGCCUUAAUAUAGACCAAACGUUGGCGCGCUAUCGACGAUUUUUACAAAUUGCUCGUAUAUUCGAAAAGACGUGAAUUGUACGUAUACAUAAAUAUAUAGCCCGUCAUUGUGAAAAUAAAAUGGAAAGACUAAGAGAGAAAGAGAGCGCUGGCGGCUAGAUUCGUGAGAUCGGGAUUCUUCUCCGCCUUUAUAUACUGUAUAGUCUGCGCAUAGAAUCGAAUCAACACCACCGCUGCGAUCGAAGACAAACAAUCCAGUCAGAGUAAAGUGUGUUUUGUGGCUUAAUGACUAGCCUUAUCGUGACGUGGCGCGUCCAUUUCCCUCCCCUCCCGUCAAUCGUUUGCAGGUUUUUGCCACCUCAUUCUCGAUUCUUGAAAUCUUUCAGGCAUCCUUUGCCAUUGCUGCGGGUAAGUCAGGACUGGGCUGAGAUGCUAUCUCCGCCUUACAGAACAAACAACAUAGACGGCCGUAUAAACAAAUAGAGAACGCUCUCUCCAUCUUAAUUUUUUAGCUAACGUACAUAAUUUUUUUUCUUCUACCCAACAGCUAUUCAGCUCGCUGUUGUUCCCUUCGUCAAGUUCGAGACGUAAAUUGCACUCCCCAAAAUGAUGCACGCGAUAAUAUUUAUAGUCUAUUUGGCCUCGAUGCAAUCGUUCAACGGAUCACAUCAAACAAUCAAUCACUCUACCGAUAGACGUACCAUCGAAUACCUCAAGUCGUCUAAAAAUGUUGCUGGACAGCGGAGAAGAACACCAAAUUAAUGAAAGCGUUUUGCGCAUCUGUUCGUAUCCAAAUUAGGUCAGGACCUGCGCGCAGUAUUUAGCGCGCAAAUGUCAUCAAUCUCUUUCGGUGCAUCGAACCGUAAACCUUUUCAUUUGUGAAUUCGUUCUCCUGUGCUGGGCCAUCACGUUACAACAUAUAGUUGGCUAUUCGUCCAUCAGUUGCUAUAACGCUCUGCGGUUAACGCCAAAGUCCGCGUAGGCCUCCGACAGUUCUUGGAAAACCGGAGCCGUUCCUCAAUGCCACCACGAUUACUGCCGCCGUCUUGCCGCACAGUUUUUAUGUUCUGUCUCGCCGCAUGCCGCGUGAUGGAUACAGCCCAUGGAAGAAUUCUUGGAAACAACGUCGCUCUCAUUUACGACGAUGGGCUCGACCUGGUCCGACCGAGCAGCCACAUCGAGUUAUGGAUGACCAACGUCCUCGAUGAUGCCCGACACAUGCGAUGUCCAUCAUCAAUUAGCUUCGCGAUGUUCCGGAUGUCAUCGAAGUUGGAUGCGAUUACCGACAUUGUACAACACGAACGAGCCGGAGGUCGGAUGUUAUUCGACGGGAUGGUGUUAGCGGUAACACAAUGUCGGGUCGCUGAUGUCCUCGAACCCAUACUGAUGUCGUCAACGACGCCGCGUCUGAGGCUGGAUUUCAUAGCUUGCCCAUCUGAAGCAGCUGGACUGGAAAUUGAACGUUUGGAACUUUACCGUCUCAAUGCAAGUGCUUAUUAUGUACUGGCAUCACCGCAUGUUCAUUUUCAUUAUCCAAUUUCCUAUUGA
This is a messenger RNA of Daphnia magna, 5062 nucleotides long. RefSeq lists its product as uncharacterized. Lineage: Eukaryota; Metazoa; Arthropoda; Branchiopoda; Diplostraca; Daphniidae. The record is from RefSeq and is a predicted model, not a curated record. Bases 4535 to 5062 code for a protein of 175 amino acids. The transcript has 4 exons.